Molecule: messenger RNA, 799 nt
Organism: Symbiodinium necroappetens
Lineage: Eukaryota; Dinophyceae; Suessiales; Symbiodiniaceae
Source: the annotation of a GenBank genome assembly
AUGGCCGUCUUGUCAGCACAUAGCACUCCCAGCAUCCCAGCCCUGCUAAAUCAGAGGCUGGCUCUGGAUGCGGAUCCGGAGCUCCUCCGUGCAUGGCUCACCUCCCACGGCCGAUCUGGAACGCGCUUCGUCGGCCACUACUACGAGUCUCUCGUGCACUUUGCCUUCGCGGAGUUGGGAAAAGUGCCUGUGGCACUGUACAGUGAGCCCAUACCGAAGGAGAAGAGGUCCAACGAGAGCGCGGCGGGCGCGCCCGGUGCUGUCGUCAGGCGCUUCAAGCCUCCGCUGAAAAGUUCGUGGGAUGUGGAUUUCUUCUGCAGCAUCCGCGAAGCGGCUUUUCUUCAAGGUGGCCAGCUUCGCAUCAGCUUCAAGGUCAAGCGCGGUCGGUCCAGAGAAGCUCUACCUUUGCCAGAUCUUGCCACGCUGACCUCCCGCGUUGGUGAUCCCAAAGCAGCACAUGACUACAGCCCGAGAGCACCGCCAGACAGCGGCAUGAUGGACGGAGAGGUGUUCUUCGAGGACGUUCCCGUUUCCGAUGAGUUAGAGUUUACUUAUGCUCCGGGCUUCUCGGCCGUCCCACUGCGGCCAACGAAGACACGGGAGCCAAUCCAGGGCGAGGUCGACUACAUCCUGCAGCCGGACCUGAGUUCACCACGUUUUUUGCAUCUCGAAGUUGCGGUGAAGUUCUACCUGGCAGCAAAAGAAGAGGUUGCGACAUGGGAUGAUUUCAUUGCUCCAAACCCACGAGAUAUCCUGGGGUUGAAGUUGCGCCACAUGCUUUCACACCAACUAAAGAUGG